ACAAGUGAAUUGUUGUCGCGUUUUUCCGUCAUGAAAAUUAUACGUUUGUCCUAUUAAAACUUAUUAAACAUGAGUGAAAACGAAGAAUCUAGCGGGUUAGAAGACGUGGAAUUCGAUCCUGUUUCACCAGAAACAUUUUCCAGCUCAGCCGAAGUCAUUCAACACAGAAUUUUUUACAGUCAUGCUGACAGUUAUAUUGGAAGAAACAUGACUUCUUUUUUUCACGACCAAGAAUAUAAAGCAAAUGGGGGUGGUGCAGCAGGGGAAGGUGAAGGUGUUCAAAAUUUAGAUACAGUCAAGUAUGAAAUAGUCGGUACUUACAAAAGCGAACUUUCAUGCCUAGACAACGUUGUGGCCACGAUUUCCACAAAUGAUCAGAAUAAGUUUAAAGAUUCACUGCUAAAAUGUGGCGUUGUAAUAUUUGAUAUAUCCCACGAUGAUACACAGAUAGAAAAUGCAUUAAAUGCAUUGAAGUUAAUUGAAGAGGAUAUUGAAAGCAGUGUAACAGGUGGUCCAGAACAGAACACAGGCAAAUUGGGUGCAAGAAUUUUUAUUUUAAUUUCCACCAUUAUGACAUGGGGAAACACCGAAUCAGUGGACACUAAAUUUUUGCAUGAAGACCACCUUGAAAAAAGAAAACCUCAUAUCCAAUUUGAACGUCAUUUCGAAUGUGAAAACGAAAUACUGAAGGCAAGACACAAGUUCCCAGGUUUGUUAGAUACCUAUGUAGUUUGUGCUGGUAUGACUUAUGGUGUCGGCGAAGACGAUAUGCUACCGUUUUUCAAACUCGCAUGGCACAGUGAACCAGUACCAUGUCUCCUUCCUGGUGAUAACCAUGUACCUUUCAUUCAUGUAAAUGAUCUCGCAGGGAUCAUCUUUAAAGUUAUCUGUAUGAAUCCGUCGCAGUCUCCAUACAUAUUCGGGGUAGAGGUGGACAUUAAAAAUCUGCGAGUGUGCGAUAUAUUGACCAGUUUGUCAGUCACCAUGGGCAGUGGACGUAUUAAAUACGUGACAUGCUCUGAAGCAAUGUUAUACAGCGGAAUGACACUGCAUAUUAUGGAAAGAUGUAUGAUCAACCUUAGAGUAUAUCCCACAGUUGCGGAUAAUCUUUUGGAUAUUUCUUGGAGACACUCUAUUGAUAACAUAGAAAAUGUGGCAAGCGAGUUUAUGGAACAGCGUCGCUUGAUCACAAAGAAAAUUGUCCUUCAUGGCCCUCCUGGCACCGGAAAAACUGUAUUGGCUAAAAUGAUACAAGCCAAGUAUGGUCUACAUUAUAUUAAUGUAGGUUCUAUGAUAAACAGUAUCAUGGAGAAUUUGAGAAACAAAAUUAAUGAAGCAAUAACCAAUGGAUAUGAUACUGACUGGUAUGAAGAAAUGUUUAAAGAUGAGAACGUAACUGUAUGGAAAAAGCAAUUACGCACCAUUGCUCUUCAAAUGGAGGGUCCUACACGCAAGUUACCUGACGAAAUGGUCAAUAGAUUACUAAGAAAUUACUUGAUGGGUAAUAGCUGCCAACAUAUAGGAUAUAUCUUGGAUGGCUAUCCAAAAACUUAUCAACAGGCCCUUAAUUUGUUUGGACACUCAACGGACCCACACAGAGAAUAUAUAAGAACUAAAAUAAUGCCUUUUGACGUUAUCAGUCUCCACGCAAGUGACGAGUACAUAAAGAAAAAAAUAAGGGAGACUCCUGAAGAUGUAAUAGUGGACAAGCAAUAUACUGAGGAUGACAUCACAAGAAAACUGGCCACAUACAAGUUAGAUAAUUCAGAAGAGACUGCAUUGAAUUUAUUUGAUGAAAUCGGUUUAAAUCCCGUGAUUUUACACGUAGAAAAUCCAGAAUUGUCACAUACAAAUUUGAUGGAAAUAGCUGAACACAUUCUUGGAUUGCCAUCAACUUUUGACGUAACCCCCGAAAAAGUAAUCGAGCAAUAUCGAUAUGAUAGAGAUUCUUGAAAAUUUGUAGUAUGUUUGUUUCAUUUUUAGUAAUAAAAUUUAUGUGUUUCUUA
Molecule: messenger RNA, 2006 nt
Organism: Aethina tumida (small hive beetle)
Lineage: Eukaryota; Metazoa; Arthropoda; Insecta; Coleoptera; Nitidulidae
Product: adenylate kinase 7
Exons: 10
Coding region: 70-1953 (627 amino acids)
Biological process (GO): nucleobase-containing compound metabolic process
Cellular component (GO): cytoplasm
Molecular function (GO): ATP binding; ATP hydrolysis activity; AMP kinase activity
Source: RefSeq, a predicted model, not a curated record